AAAUGUUUUUUGAUUUUCUAAGUAUAGAAAAUCAAAUUUCCUUAGGGGAGAGACAAACAACGCAUCUGCUUCGCAUGAACGCAUCGCAUCUCUCUUUAGUUCUCUCCGAGUCGAAGUCAGACUCACGACACAAGAUACAUACCUUCUCUCAAUCUUUCCCCUAUUCCUCAACCUUCCAGGGUUAGGGCUCAGCAAAGGAGAGGUUGAAGAAGACGAGGAAGUGGUUGAAGAAUGGAGGGUUGGGAUCCCAAUACGAAAUCAACACUGACCCAAAUCCCUUUGCUGACGAUAAAGGCCGGGCCGAGGGAUGGGGCUGCCUGGACGCAGAGGCUGAAGGAGGAGUAUAAGGCAUUGAUUGCCUACACCCAGAUGAACAAGUCCAACGACAAUGAUUGGUUCCGCAUCUCCGCAGCCAAUCCCGAGGGGACACGUUGGACCGGCAAGUGCUGGUAUGUCCACAAUCUUCUCAAGUAUGAGUUCGAUCUUCAGUUCGAUAUUCCUGUUACCUACCCAACCACUGCACCUGAGCUCGAGCUCCCUCAAAUCGACGGCAAAACCCAAAAGAUGUAUAGAGGGGGUAAGAUCUGUUUGACCGUACAUUUCAAACCUCUUUGGGCAAAGAAUUGUCCCAGAUUUGGUAUAGCACAUGCACUCUGCUUGGGACUUGCCCCAUGGCUGGCAGCUGAGAUUCCCAUUCUUGUGGAUUCUGGUAUGAUUAAGCACAAAGAUGAUGCGACAACAUCCACAGAUUCUUAGUUUAUUUUAUAUGAACAUUCUCAGGCUUUUUUUUUUAGUUUCUUUCUUUGUUUCGGAACUAGAAUAAAUGUUAGAGGCACAAGUGUGCAUUUUACAGGAUGUCUCUUCACUCAUCAGGUGUACAAUUUUAUCUAUACUAAUAUUAUUAGCACUUGAGAUUUUAUAA
Cannabis sativa is the source of this 922-nucleotide messenger RNA. RefSeq names its product ubiquitin-fold modifier-conjugating enzyme 1. Gene Ontology annotation, biological process: protein K69-linked ufmylation. The record is from RefSeq and is a predicted model, not a curated record. Lineage: Eukaryota; Viridiplantae; Streptophyta; Magnoliopsida; Rosales; Cannabaceae. The coding region runs from base 232 to 756 and encodes 174 amino acids. Gene Ontology annotation, molecular function: UFM1 conjugating enzyme activity. The transcript has 4 exons. Gene Ontology annotation, cellular component: cytoplasm.